GCAAAUUAAGUAGCACUAUCAUCUUAAGAAUUAUUCGUCUAGGGCAAAAUUCGUAUGGUAAAUAAAUAAGACUACCUAAAUUUUCACACGAUCCUUACCCUGACACGAGCUUGCAAGUGAGUGAUCUACUAAACCACUGCCCAACUAUUACUCCUUUGUGAUGAUGUGAUAAAGCAGAUUUGAGUUAUUAAGACCGUAAUAUUUUUCGUGAAGAGAGGAUCCGUUUCAGACAAUUCUACGUACACAGGCUUGGCUGCAUUUUGCAUGCAAAAAUACUGUAUGUAAGAUACAUGAACAAAUUGUUUACAUAGCUCGUGUAUCUCGUAAGCUUUAUUGCUAACUGACUGGACCGUUAUCUGUUGUGAAAGUAAAUUUAGGAAGCGAGUGUUCCGUGAAAGAUUUAAAAAAGUGAGGUGAACUGACUGACGGACGAAAGAGAAAUUGAUGUUGGACCGGUAUUUCUCAAUUACAAAUUCAUACAAAAUUUUGGUGAAGCCAGCUUGAUUGAACCUGUUUUGUAAAGAAGAAGAAUUGCAAUAGUGGAGCGUCGCAUUGGUUAAAUUUGGAAAACUGGAAAAUAAAAUAAUCCACCCUUAUUAUUCAACCUGCCAAAAAAAAUGUCAUCAUCCACAAUGACGAGAAGAGGAGCCGUGAGACGUUGUCGGAGUUUGAUAUCGGCCGAUAACACGUUAUCAUCAUUAUCCAGCAGCAGCAGCACUACUGCCGCCGCCCACAGUUCAAAUGACGCUCAAGAAAAAAAUCAGGGGGACGAGAGGACACAAUUCAUCCCCAAUUUGUUUUCGGGGAACAAAAACCAUGGACUGAUUUUUAGGAGGAAUUCUUCCAGGUCAUUAUCAUUUCCAUUCGCGUCUUGGACUGGGAGAUCUACCACCACCGCGGUCGUCAUGUCCUUGUUAACGUGCUGCCUCCUUCUAGUCAUCAAUUCACAGAUUGCCUCCUCUGAGAACAUCCCUGAUCAAAUAGCCAUGGCUGCCGAACACAGGAUCGGGCUUCACCCCGGCGGUGGUGGUGGUGGUGGCGGUGGGGGUGGGGGUCAGUAUGGUCCAGCACCGCCAGGAUUUGGCGGUGGAGGUGGUGGCGGCGUUGGUGGGCCACACCCCGCACAAGGAGGCGAAGUCGAGGCCUGGCCACUCCAAUCGGCGCAUGACAUGCCGCAAAUUAAGAUUCUUCAAGUUCAAUGCGAAAAAUCCCAUAUGCGCGUCAACAUCGAGUUUGAUCGACCCUUUUACGGAAUGAUUUUUUCCAAAGGGCACUACUCCGAUUCGCACUGCGUCCACUUGGCCCCCGGAUCUGGACAUCUCUCUGCAACCUUUGAUAUUUAUCUUAACGCUUGUGGAAUGACGUCGUCAGCCAAUAAUAAUGGUGGAUAUGGGCCAGCACCGUCCGGAACGUUUGUGGAGAACACGAUCAUCAUUCAGUAUGAUCCGUUAGUGCAGGAAGUUUGGGAUCAGGCGAGGAAAUUGAGGUGUACUUGGUACGACUUUUAUGAAAAGUCCGUCACCUUCAGACCUUUCCAGGUCGAUAUGCUGCACGCCGUUACUGCCAACUUUCUCGGAGAUAAUUUGCAGUGUUGGAUGCAAAUCCAGGUCGGAAAGGGACCAUGGGCUUCAGAAGUCUCCGGAAUUGUAAAGAUAGGUCAAACCAUGACCAUGGUGCUGGCAAUUAAGGACGACGAGAACAAAUUUGACAUGCUUGUCCGAAACUGCGUCGCACAUGACGGAAAGCGUGCUCCCAUCCAAUUGGUUGAUCAAUACGGAUGCGUAACUCGACCCAAGAUUAUGUCACGAUUCCAUAAAAUCAAAAACUUUGGGGCGUCAGCUUCUGUCGUGUCAUACGCCUAUUUCCAAGCCUUUAAAUUCCCCGACAGCAUGAACGUCCAUUUCCAAUGUGUCAUCCAAGUCUGUCGCUACCAGUGUCCUGAACCGAAAUGUGGUGGAGAGGAAGUUUACGGUCCUCCCGGGUUGGGUGGUCCUAUCGACCCCCGAAUCCCACACGGUGCUUACUCCGAAGCAAAAGAAAACGUCGCCGCGUCCCCAUCGCCCGCCGGAAAUGACCAAAGUUCCGCUCAAAGUGUUGUUAAACCCGUUCAAGUGCCACCCCCACAACCGCAACACCAACAACAACAGCAAAUUGGACACGGACCACCCCUUCCCGUCUUCAACAAGCCACACCCACUCGGCGGACCACUGCCUCAACCCAGCCACGUCAUGUUGCCACCACCCCCACGCGGUCCGUUCCCACCCGGCUAUCCCAACGUCAAGAGGGAAGGAACCGUCGCGGACAAUGAGGAUGACGAGGAGGAAGAAGAGGAAGAAGACCAACCACAACAAUCCGUCAGCGGAGGUGGACCAUCCUUCGCCGCGUUGGGAGGAAGACCACGAUCCGUCGAUUUUGAUAAGGCUGAACGUAUGCCGAGAGCUCAUGACCUUUCCCCAAGUGCGAGGAGACGACGUGAUAUUGAGAAUAUCGGGGGAAAUCCGGACCAUCAAUUUUUCACCGUUCAUAUUAAUCACGUUUAUAAGAGGAGUGCACAGGAAAUGACGGAUGUUGAGACGACGCGAGUUAUUCAGGUCGUGGCUCCCGGAGAUGUCGCAUUUUCCUUGGGAUCCAACAACAACUCCACUUCCCAAGACUCUGUAGUGAUUGAAUCUUCUUCUCGUGGCGAUAUUGAUGGAAUUUGCAUGUCAGUGUCAUCCUUUGUUGUCGGAUUGGUCAUGCUUCUCCUCCUCCUCGUCGUCGCGUCGCUCGUCGCCGCAUUCCUCUUCGUCCGAGUGAGGUCCAUUCACAGGAAAACGGCCGUCUUUGCGGGCGGAUUUGACAAUCCCGAAUAUCUGAAACAUUCCAUCGGUGUCGUUCCAUCAAGCUAAAUUAACUUAAUCUACUUAAUAAAUAUUUACGUAAUGAGUAAUUAAUUAAUUACUUAAUAAAUUAUUAUUUUUUGACUGGAUUGUGCUUCUAAAAAUGAAAUAUGUUAUACUUUGUUUGUGUACGUACGUACGUACUUAUGUACGACUUUUUAUACAUAUUUACUUUCUCCUGACCUGCAUUUCGCUAUAUUUACAUGUCUGAAUAUUUUUUGUACCGUGUUAUUUACGUUUGUGUGACCCUUUCUCGUAGUAAAAAUCAUGCAUGGAUAGUAUUAUUUUGUGUAACUGUCACUUUUUUGUACUAAAUUGUUACGUUUUCAGAAUUAUUUUAGUUAUUUUAAGUAAGUUCGAUUAGCAGAGGGUAAGUAUUUAUUUUGAACAUUGCAAUUUUGUAAAAAAAACGUACUUAUAACUUAUGAGCUUUGGGGCCGGAAUGUUUGCGAUUUUUAAUAAGUAAAAGUGUGCAUAUUACAAUAUUAUUUGUAAUUUUUUAGUUUUUGAUAAAGGAAAAUUUCGAUUGAUGAAAAUUAGAGGGGUUGAAUUGUGGCCAUGCAUUUUAUUUUGCAAAUUAAAACUGAGAGGUAUUUGCAAAACUGAUUUGCAGUAGAUUUAAUACAUAGCUAAUAACUGAUACACGAUAAAAUAAUGCAAAAUUAUACGAUUAAUAAGUAACUAAUAUAAUUAAAAGUAAUUAAUAUCUAUAAUUCUUAGCUGUAAUUCAUAAUUGUCUAGAAAAUAGUUUUAAGUAUUGCAGAUUUGCACUCACGUCAUUUUUGCAGACGGUGGAAUAACAGGGGUUAAGAUGAUGCUUAGUUUUGUAUGAAACUACUAACAAUUGUAAUCAUAAUUAAUUAAUUUGUGUGUAUAUAAUUAACGAUAAUGUUGUAUUUUCUUUGUUAGGACUUUAUAACUCACCAAUUAUUGAUUAGAACAACAAGAUAAAACUUUCUACCGAAUUAACGUGUAAGUAAAUAUGAAAUCAAUCAUGUAAUCAAUACUACUACAUAUUUUUGCAUUAUUAAAAUAAAAUGAAAUAUGAAAACCA
This is a messenger RNA of Folsomia candida, 3933 nucleotides long. RefSeq lists its product as uncharacterized. The coding region runs from base 618 to 2888 and encodes 756 amino acids. The transcript has 10 exons. NCBI's taxonomy places the organism in Eukaryota, Metazoa, Arthropoda, Collembola, Entomobryomorpha, Isotomidae. The record is from RefSeq and is a predicted model, not a curated record.